GCAAAGCAAUGAACUUUCCCUUUAUAUUCUCUCCAUCUCCUCAAACAUUUUUCCAUACAUUUCAUAAAACUUUUUCUUUUCUGAAUUUUGGUCUUCAUUCUUCAUCAUAUAGUAAACUCAUCACUUCUCUAGAAACACAAUUUAAUUAAGUGAUUGAUCAGUUGUAAUAAUCCUAGUUCUUAAUGGUCAUGGAGCUUCUUGAUCAUCAUGGUAGGCCUAUAAUAAUCUGCCUCUUGUUGGUGAUUGUGUUGUCAAGACCCUUACAAGGGUACAAAUUCUAUGUUGGUGGGAAAGAUGGUUGGGUUCUGAAUCCUUCUGAGAGUUACAACCAAUGGGCGGAAAGGAACAGGUUCCAAGUCAGUGACACAUUGGUGUUUAAGUACAAGGAGGGAUCAGAGUCAGUGUUGGAGGUGAAGAAAGAAGACUAUGAGAAAUGCAACAAAAAGAAGGCAAUAAAGAAACUAGAGGGGGGAGAUAGUAGUGAGUUCCAAUUUGAUAGGUCAGGUCCAUUCUACUUCAUUAGUGGGAAUGAUCAUAAUUGUGAGAAAGGUCAGAAGCUUAUUGUUGUGGUGUUAGCUCAAAGACCACCACCACCACCUCCUCAAAAUACACCAAAAUGUCCUCCUCCUUCACCAAUUCAUAAUCCUCCCUAUGUCACUCCACCACAAGCUCCUUCUCCCGGACAUAACAAUCAUCAUCCCAACCCUCCAUAUACCCCAAUAGUCCCCCCAAAAACACCUUCACCAACUCCACCACAAGCUCCCUCCCCUGGCCAUAACCCACCGUAUAUUACUCCAACACCACCACAAGCACCUUCCCCUGUUCCACCAUAUGUUACCCCAACUCCACCACAAGCUCCUUCUCCUGGACAUAACAAUCAUCAUCCCAACCCUCCAUAUACCCCAAUAGUUCCUCCAAAAACACCUUCACCAGAAGCACCCUCCCCUGGCCAUACUCCAAUAGUUACUCCAACACCACCACAAGCUCCUUCCCCUGGCCAUACUCCAAUUAUUCCACCAUACGUUACUCCAACUCCACCGCAAUCUGCUCCUUCCCCCGGCCAUAACAAUCAUCAUCCUAACCCUCCAUACACUCCAAUUGUUCCACCAUCACCUGGUAACACUCCAUAUGUUCCAACACCAAGAUCAUCACCUUCUCCAUAUGUACCAACGCCAAUUUCUCAACCACCUUAUCAUACUCCAACUCCACCACAGGCUCCAUCCCCUGCUCAUAACAAUCAUCACCCUAAUCCUCCAUAUGUUCCAUCACCAAUUUCUCAAGCUCCUUCCCCUGCUACCAACAACAACCAUCACCCAAACCCACCAUAUGCUCCACCAAACCCUCCAAAAACACCAUCACCGCUUUCUCAGCCUCCCUAUAGUGCUGCUGCUCCAACGCCAACAUCAUCACAACCACCAUACAAUACUUCCCCUGUUUCGCAACCUCCCACCGGCACGGGAACUGCACCCAUAGGCUCACCACAGUACUCUCCAACAGCGCCAUCACCUUCAGUUUCAACUCCAUCACCGGCGUCUGCUACGCCAUCACCACCCUCACCGUCACCCUCCAUUUCUCCAUCCGCUGCGACUCCUCUCGCUUCCCCAUCUUCCUCUCCAGGAGCAGCAACUCCUGCAGCCACGCCGGCGUCGUCUUCGAACGAAACGACACCAGCAACGCCAAACGGGAAACCUUCGUCGUCUGGAUGGGCUGCAAAUCCAUCACCAGUUUCGGUUAAUUCAGCCAUCGCCAUUUUCGUCGCUGCCGCACUAAGCACUAUUAUUGCCUAGAUAAUCAUUAAUUAACGAGAGUUAAUUAAUUAAUUAGCGUUCGUAAAUAAUCUUCUGCAUGCUCAUUGUUACUUCUUUUUAAAAGAAUUUUUGGAUAUAUAAUUUGUGAUUUUUUUUUUUGGGUAACUAUUGUUAUUUUGGACAUAAUUAAAGAGACAUAUAUGUGUAUGUAUAAUGUGACUUGGAGUUUGAUUAUUUGGAGUGUCGAAUUCUUUGGUGGUUGCAAUAACAUGCAGAUCAUAUAUAAAUUUGGAUUUUUUUUUU
Molecule: messenger RNA, 2051 nt
Organism: Arachis duranensis
Lineage: Eukaryota; Viridiplantae; Streptophyta; Magnoliopsida; Fabales; Fabaceae
Product: vegetative cell wall protein gp1
Exons: 2
Coding region: 183-1787 (534 amino acids)
Cellular component (GO): plasma membrane
Molecular function (GO): electron transfer activity
Source: RefSeq, a predicted model, not a curated record